Molecule: messenger RNA, 1248 nt
Organism: Adelges cooleyi (spruce gall adelgid)
Lineage: Eukaryota; Metazoa; Arthropoda; Insecta; Hemiptera; Adelgidae
Gene: Tap42
Product: immunoglobulin-binding protein 1
Exons: 4
Coding region: 152-1177 (341 amino acids)
Biological process (GO): regulation of dephosphorylation; regulation of signal transduction
Cellular component (GO): cytosol
Molecular function (GO): protein phosphatase 2A binding
Source: RefSeq, a predicted model, not a curated record
GUGAUAACGGAAAAUCCCAUAUAAUAACAAAAUUAAAAAAUCGCAAAUUAAAUAUUUUACUUUACUUACUAUAAAAGUAAUAAGUAAUAACGGAAAAUAUAAAUACAAUUAUAUACAACAGACUAUAGUCUGUACACAACAUUUUGAAGUAAUGGCAGCAUCGGUUGAAUUUCAAAAUUUAACAUUGUCAGAAUGUUUUGAUCAAGGUUUAACAUCGUACGAAAGCAUUUGUGAUUCUACAGAACCAGCCAAGGAAUCCGGAGUUCAAUAUAAAAUAAUAAAAUGCAUGAAAAUGUUGGAGUAUGCUACACAACUUGUGUCCGCUGCUGGACUGUACAGCAAUAACGAAACUAUAGAUGAAGUACCGACUUCAGAUAUUAAAUACAUGUUAUUACCAUUUAUGUUGGGAUCUCUAGCCUUAAAACUUACAAACAAUGGAAAUCGAUUAGAUGUUGUGAAAACAGCAGAAGUUUAUUUCAGAGAUUAUUUACAACGGUGUAAAGAUUACGGUAUAUCAGAUCUCACGUUACCUUCUGAGUACAGCGAAUCCGAAGAGACGACUACUCAGUCAGCAAUGGACUUUUCACUUAUGGCUCGUAGAAGAGCAGAAAAAAUUAAAAGCUACAAAGAACAAAAACUAAUGGAGUCUCAGUUACAACUGCUGAAGGAACAGAAUGAAUCCAACAAUGUCGACGAAGAAAUAAAAAGAAAAUAUGUAACUUCUUUACUUAAGUAUAACAUUGGUAAAGCUCUAGAAGAAAUUGAUUCGCUUCAAGCUGAAAUGAGAAUAUUGUACUUCAAACUUAAACAUGAGAACAAAGACAACCCAGACCAAGCUAAAGGGUUAAAAAUAAAAAGUAAACCGCUGAUGCCGAUUAUUAUUACUAAAAAUGAAUUGCAGAAAAAAGUAUUUGGUGCCGGUUAUCCAAGUUUACCUACUAUGACAGUAGAAGAAUUCUGCCAGAAGAGGUUUAAUGAUGGAGUGUGGCACUUACCGACAGCAGAAAAUACUAAAUGCUUACAACAAACAGCCGAAACUUCAGAGAUAGAGGAAGAAGAAAAAAAAGAUAUAAUAACCGAAGCUGAAGAAGAAAAUGAAAGACAGCGCCUAAAUGCACGCGAUGAAUACAAAGAUGACCACCGAAGAGGGUGGGGAAAUAGAUACAACCGAAGUUAAGUAUUUUAUGUAUAGUUUCAGAUUUUAUAUGUUCUGUAAAUUUUUAAUAUUAAAAAUUAUUGCUAAUUAAA